AAGCUUGGUCAUUAUUGUUGUCAUUGAAGAACUGUGCUUAGCACGAGUAACAUCUUCAAGAUUUAGAAACUGUGUUUUAUUUGUUAUUCUAUAAGAAAUGGCUCCACAAGAAAAAGUUGAAUUUGUAAUACUAAGAUUGACCUUUUUGCCGUAUGUACAUCCCCAGUAUCCUCGCAUUACCCUGACCCACAAAAGACACUCCCCCAGUAGUUCAAUGACGCAAGUUCGAGAUUGGUUUGACCGAAUAAUGUCACGAGAAAAAUCCAAAAUUGAUCCACGCAUGACAAUACGCUAUUCUGAGUGGAAUGUCACCUCGGGCAAUGCAAGUUUAUUUACCGUCAACGGCUAUCGUUUUGAUAAAAUCCUUUUGGUAUUAGGCGAAGAAGUUGUUCAUUGGAUCUUUUAUCAAAAUAUGCCGCUACAUCGGCGUAUUGAAGGCUGUGGCCGUAUAUCGGUAAACUAUUGUGGCUGUUGUCUAAACACACAAUAUUUGAAGAUUAUGGAAACCGUCAAAGGCUGUGUAAUGCAGAAGGGUACAUAUUAUUGACAACUGGACCAAAAAUAAAUAAACAUUAGCAACAACGUCUAACGUAAAACGAUUAUAUGUUUUAAAAAAUACAUAUAAAUAAAGACAUUAAAAAUAUUAGUAUUUUAAA
Molecule: messenger RNA, 656 nt
Organism: Musca domestica (house fly)
Lineage: Eukaryota; Metazoa; Arthropoda; Insecta; Diptera; Muscidae
Exons: 3
Coding region: 98-547 (149 amino acids)
Source: RefSeq, a predicted model, not a curated record